Messenger RNA from Rhagoletis zephyria (snowberry fruit fly), 1668 nucleotides. Its product is annotated as protein lethal(3)malignant blood neoplasm 1-like. Lineage: Eukaryota; Metazoa; Arthropoda; Insecta; Diptera; Tephritidae. The record is from RefSeq and is a predicted model, not a curated record.
GUGUUAUUGAUUAUACUACAAAUUAAAGCAACCAAAAAUAAUGAAAUAAAAUAGAAACAAGUGAACAAAUAUAACCUUCAAAUAAUUUUGAAAAAGGCGCAAUUCUGGAUUACCGCAACAAUAAAAAGUUACUAAAGGUCUUUGAAGAGUAAAAACUCUACGAAAAAUAUUCAAAGGAAUUUAAAAACAUAAUUUGCUAAAUUACGCAAUUUUUCAUUUGUCUACUCAUCAAUUUUAACGGCAACUCAAAAAUGCAGUUACGCUUAAUGUUGGCAUUGCUUUUUGUUGCAUGCAUAACGGUGCUGUCUGGCUACUUGCCAUAUUCAGAUGCAGCAUCAACCGAACGACCUUACCAAUUUGGUUUCACAAUCGAUGGACAGCAGCAUCGCCAAGAGAAAAAAGAUGAGCGCGGUAUAGUUAUGGGCGAAUUUGGCUUCAUAACCGCCGAUGGCAUUUAUCACGUGACAGUCUAUGCUACCGAUGAGGAAGGCAAAUUCCGUAUAUUAGCCAUGCGUAGUUAUCCCUACGAAGAGCAUCCAAAGACAAUCGAAAUGAUUGUAAGACCGAAGGCCAAAUCGACGACGCCAAAGGCCAUUGCACCACCCACCACAACAACAGAACGCGCCAAGCCAAAACCAGUCGAGAAACAUAAUUUCAGCGUGCAAGGUUGUUCGGGUUGUUUUAUCAAAAACAAUGUGCCAACAACGACAACAACAACGCGAAAACCAGAAGAUAAAAAAUACGGCAUAAGACCUUUGUCAAAGCCGCUGGCGCCAGAAGAAGCUCCACAAAUUGGUAAGCAUGUAAUUCCGCAGGUUUUACCACAAGUGCUGAAAGAGGUGCAACAAGUUGAAACAAAAUUGAAAGGAACAGAAGUUAGAGUACCAACAAAGGUAGGGGGAGCCGUAGUAAUAGAUAGGAACAGAGGAGAGAGUACAGUUAGCGAGAACCGUUCGAAAGGUGUGCAAAAGAUGCAGGUAGCAACACAAAAUACACUAGGGGGAGUACAGAAAGAACCAAGAGUAGUACAAACAGCGCAAAUAGUGGGACAAAAAGCAAACACACUAACACAAAAGGUACCGUUAUUAGAGCAGAAUACAAAAGAAGUAAUACAGAGAGCACCGGAAGGAACAAAAAGGGAUCAGGAAAACGCGAAGGCACCACAAACAACACAGCAAACACAAACGACACAGUUGGGAUCAGGGACAAAAGCACAAAUCCUGCAGGUAACACCACAAAAAGCACAAACAACAGCACAGAAAACACAAGCAACAACACGAAACCAAGAAGGUACUCUGCCAACAUCGCUGAAAGAUCAAGAAGCGAUACAAAGAGCGCAGGAGAGAAGAAAACUGGCGCUACAAAACGAAAGGAUACAGUCCACAAUACUGAAAGCACAAGCAACAACACAACAAGCUCAGACACUGCCACAGAAAACAGAUAUAACACAAUUUGCACUGCAACACAACACACCGUUAGCUACACAAACAAAUAUAGCAACAACAAUUCCACUUGAAACACUUAGCACAAACACAAACCGUCUGAGAGCUUCGUCUGUAGGGAGCAAAGGAAGUGCUUUGCCGCCCAGCAACACAGCAAAGACAGCAACACUGGGCGGAAUUGGUGGCGCAAAAGCAGCAAAAGCGCCGGCGACAACUGGCAUAAACG